Messenger RNA from Carassius auratus (goldfish), 7026 nucleotides. RefSeq names its product slit homolog 2 (Drosophila) (gene slit2). NCBI's taxonomy places the organism in Eukaryota, Metazoa, Chordata, Actinopteri, Cypriniformes, Cyprinidae. Gene Ontology annotation, molecular function: Roundabout binding; heparin binding; calcium ion binding. The record is from RefSeq and is a predicted model, not a curated record. Gene Ontology annotation, biological process: negative regulation of cell growth; retinal ganglion cell axon guidance; negative chemotaxis. The transcript has 38 exons. The coding region runs from base 1122 to 5693 and encodes 1523 amino acids.
ACAGAGAGAAAAUCCGGUGUCCGAGAGCCGCACUUCACCAACUUGAAUCCGAGCGUGAGAAAGGAAAGAAUCAAAGCAUAGGAGUUCAUUCACUGCAUUUGUGCAUGCAUGGGAAUUAUUUGAUUCACUCACUCCAGGAAAAGCCCAUAUAAUCUGCAAGUUCAUAACUUCAAAGUCUGGAUUCUUAAAAAAAAAAAAAAAAACACUACAUUUCUACCUGUCAGGUUAAUGUUUUUAUUAUUUGAGGUACGAGGUGUCUCAGUGCAGUGAGCUUGAAGAACGGGUUUGACUUGACUUGUCCUCUGGCUGGACUCGGUACCCGUGUUGGACUGAGAAAUUGUGUGUGAUUCCGUUACUGAGUAUUAUCGGUGUGCGGGGCUUAUUUCCACACUAGAGGCGCCGCCUUUGCUCUGGACACACACACACACACACACGCACACACACCCGCGCGCGCCAUCAGGUGCCAGAGAGACACACACAUUUCCGAUUGAGUAGCUAUUUGAGUAAAGGCGGAUCAGCGAAGAUCACCCAGGACUUUACCCGGCACCGAGUUGGAUAUAUAAAGCAGAUUUGUCCCUGUGUGUCAACAUGAUGGAUGCAUGAGGGCGGGCGAGAUCAAUACACCAAAUUAAUCAAUACCCUCUAAGCGCACGUGAAGAUCAGCUCCGCUGGAUGUGUAUGACCGCAUCUCUAUCACCAGGUGGCUUUUCAAGUGCGUGUUUCCAAGCGCCUGUCUCCUGUUGGCGUAAAUGUGCGCAUAAGGUGUUUUAGGAGCCUCAAAACAAAAACGCAGAGCUACAAUGCGCGUGCGGAAUUAGUUUAAACUUUGGUUUGCGGCUGAAUCGUCUGGAUCUGGACUCUAAACUCGCGUCCCUGUACAGAAGAGACUACUCAGACCCCAGAUGGGAGCUGAUCUGGAUUGCAUUGUAAUUUCUUUCCCUUUGUAAAGAAGAAGGGAAACACAUUACAGCCGGAGGAGAUUACAAGUGUUUUCUUCUCAAAGAUCAUUUGUUGUGACUUUGUUGUGAUUUUUGGAUUUAAAACUCCUGCGCCUGCUCUGGCGCAAGUGUUUCACACCGGGAAUUUCGUGUGUUUUAUCAGAACUUGAGGACACAGGAGUGAUGUUUGUUUUAAAAGCAAUGGUGCUAUGUGCAUUGCUCGGCGGGGCUGGGGCUCAGUCGUGCCCGUCUCAGUGCUCCUGCAGCGGGACAGCGGUGGACUGCCAUGGGCAGAGUCUGCGGAGCGUGCCGCGGAACAUUCCCCGCAACGCUGAGCGACUUGACCUGAAUGCAAACAAUCUGACUAAAAUCACUAAGGCAGAUUUCGCGGGACUGCGGCACCUCAGAGUUCUGCAGCUGAUGGAGAACAAGAUCAGUUCUAUUGAGAGAGGGGCAUUUCAGGACCUGAAAGAGCUGGAAAGACUGCGUCUCAACAGGAAUAAUCUCCAGGUUCUUCCGGAGUUGCUGUUUCUGGGCACGACCAAACUCUUCAGACUUGACCUGAGUGAAAAUCAAAUCCAGGGGAUUCCCAGAAAAGCGUUCAGAGGAGCUACUGAGAUCAAAAACCUGCAGCUGGACUUUAAUCAGAUUUCCUGCAUUGAAGACGGAGCGUUCAGAGCUCUGCGGGACCUAGAAGUACUCACGCUGAACAACAACAAUAUCUCUCGUUUGUCAGUGGCCAGUUUUAACCACAUGCCCAAGCUUAGGACAUUUCGUCUGCACUCAAAUAGUCUGCUAUGUGAUUGCCAUGUGGCCUGGCUCUCUGAUUGGCUGAGACAGAGGCCCCGCCUUGGCCUCUACACACAGUGUAUGGCUCCGCCCUCUCUGAGGGGCCACAACAUUGCUGAGGUUCAGAAGAAAGAGUUUAUGUGUACAGACUUCAGCGAAGGGCCCCAGUCACACUCAUCCUGUAGUGUGCUGCAGUGUCCUGAGCUGUGCACCUGCAGUAAUAACAUCGUGGACUGCCGAGGGAAAGGACUGACUGAAAUACCCACCAACCUGCCAGAAACCAUCACUGAAAUCCGACUGGAGCAGAACUCCAUCAAGAUUAUUCCACCAGGAGCAUUCUCACCUUACAAACGGCUGCGGAGAAUAGAUUUGAGUAAUAAUCAAAUAACUGAAUUGGCUUCAGACUCCUUUCAAGGUCUCCGAUCUUUGAAUUCUCUGGUUUUAUAUGGGAAUAAAAUCACUGAACUUCCCAAAGGCCUUUUUGAUGGACUAUUCUCAUUGCAGCUACUGUUGCUAAAUGCGAACAAGAUCAAUUGUUUGCGCGUAGAUUCUUUCCAAGACCUGCAGAAUCUGAAUCUUCUGUCACUUUAUGACAACAAACUCCAAACCAUCGCAAAGGGAACCUUCUCUUCUCUCCGAGCCAUCCAAACACUUCAUUUGGCCCAGAACCCAUUUAUGUGUGACUGCCAUUUGAAGUGGUUAGCUGACUACCUGCAAGACAACCCGAUUGAGACCAGCGGAGCUCGAUGCACCAGUCCGCGUCGGCUUGCUAACAAACGCAUUGGUCAGAUCAAGAGCAAAAAGUUCCGCUGUUCAGCUAAAGAGCAAUAUUUUAUACCAGGUGUGGAAGACUACAGAUCAAAACUAGGUGGGGAUUGCUUCGCUGACCUGGCGUGCCCAGAGAAGUGUCGCUGUGAAGGAACCACAGUGGACUGCUCUGGACAAAAGCUCACAAAGAUUCCAGACCACAUACCUCAAUAUACAGCAGAACUCCGCUUGAACAAUAAUGAAUUUACAGUGCUGGAGGCUACAGGAAUCUUUAAGAAGCUUCCUCAGCUACGCAAAAUCAAUUUUAGUAAUAAUAAGAUCACAGAUAUUGAGGAAGGCACAUUUGAGGGGGCCACUGGAGUGAACGAACUCAUACUGACGAGCAAUCGCUUAGAGAGUGUCCACUACAGCAUGCUGAAGGGCCUCAGCGGCCUCCGCACACUGAUGUUGAGGAGUAACAAGAUAAGCUGUGUCAAUAACGGUAGUUUUACUGGUCUGAGCUCUGUGAGACUGCUCUCCCUCUAUGAUAACCUGAUCACCUCCAUGUCCCCUGGAGCCUUUGACACACUACAUUCCCUCUCAACACUGAACUUGCUGGCCAAUCCGUUUAUCUGUAACUGUCAUCUGGCCUGGCUAGGGGAAUGGCUCCGUAAGAAGCGGAUUGUCACGGGUAACCCCCGCUGUCAGAGCCCAUACUUCCUUAAGGAGAUCCCUAUUCAAGAUGUGGCCAUUCAAGACUUUGCCUGUGAAGACGGUAAUGAUGAGAAUAGCUGUUCACCCCUGGCUCGCUGUCCUGCUGAGUGUUCGUGUUUGGAUACGGUGGUUCGCUGCAGUAAUAAGGGACUUAAGGUUUUACCCAAAGGCAUUCCUAAAGACGUUACAGAACUCUAUCUCGAUGGCAACCAGUUCACGCAAGUCCCUCUGGAACUAUCCAAUUAUAAACACCUCACUCUCAUCGAUUUGAGUAAUAACCAGAUCAGCACAUUGUCCAACCACAGCUUCAGUAACAUGUCCGAGCUGCUCACCCUAAUUUUAAGCUACAACAGACUGAGGUGUAUUCCUGUAAAAGCUUUCGAUGGCCUCAAGUCUCUGCGCCUGUUGUCUCUCCAUGGUAAUGAUAUUGCUGUGAUCCCAGAUGGGGCUUUCAAAGAUCUGUCCUCGCUCUCCCACCUGGCUUUGGGAGCAAACCCUCUGUACUGUGAUUGUCACAUGCAGUGGCUCUCUGACUGGGUAAAGAGCGGCUACAAGGAGCCUGGGAUUGCGCGGUGUACCGGUCCUGGAGAGAUGACCGACAAACUACUGCUGACUACACCCUCCAAGAAAUUCACAUGCACAGGUCCGGUGGAUGUGAGCAUUUUGGCAAAAUGUAACCCUUGUUUAUCCAACCCUUGCAAAAAUGACGGAACCUGCAGUAACCAUCCUGUCGAUUUUUACAGAUGCACCUGUCCAUAUGGUUUCAAGGGCCAAGACUGUGAGGAACCAAUUCAUGCAUGCAUCAGUAACCCCUGUCAGAAUGGAGGCACCUGUCAUCUGAAGGACGGAGAGGAGAACACUCACUGGUGUGUGUGUCCAGAUGGAUUUGAGGGCGACGAAUGUGAGAUAAAUAUUGAUGACUGUGAAGACAAUGACUGUGAGAAUAACUCAACAUGUGUGGAUGGCAUCAACAACUACACUUGUCUCUGCUCACCUGAAUACACAGGGGAGCUGUGUGAAGAUAAGCUGGAUUUCUGCGCUUCAGAGCUCAACCUGUGUCAGCACGACUCGAAAUGUAUUCUAACCACUAAAGGAUUCAUGUGUGAGUGUACUCCAGGUUAUACCGGGGAACACUGUGAGGUGGAUUUUGAUGAUUGUGAAGAUAACAAGUGUAAAAAUGGGGCUCAGUGUACGGAUGCUGUGAAUGGCUACACGUGUGUGUGUCCAGAAGGGUACAGUGGGUUGUUCUGUGAGUUCUCCCCUCCAAUGGUCCUGCCGAGAACAAGUCCGUGUGACCACUAUGACUGUGCCAACGGUGCACAAUGUGUUGUCAAGGAAAUGGAUCCUGUGUGUCAGUGUCUCCAUGGUUAUGAAGGCAUACACUGUGAGAAGCUGGUCAGCGUCAACUUCAUCAACAGAGAAUCGUUCUUGCAGAUCCCCUCCAACCUCAUUACAGAGCAGGCCAAUAUAUCACUACAGAUUGCUACAGAUGAGGAUAAUGGAGUGCUGCUGUAUAAAGGCGAUAAUGAACACAUUGCGGUGGAGCUCUUCAGAGGUCGACUGAGAGUCAGUUAUGACUCUGGAUUCUACCCCCCUUCUGCCAUCUACAGUGUUGAGACUAUAAAUGAUGGCAGUUUUCAUGUAGUGGAGCUGGUGACAAAGGAUCAGUCUCUGUCUCUCUCCAUUGAUGGAGGAAGCCCCAAAUCCAUCAACACUGCCAGCAGCCCCAGCCCAGUCCCCAGCCCUGCUCCACUUUAUCUCGGUGGAAUUCCUCAGCAGUCUGGAAUGGCCUCGUUGCGUUCCUCCGGGAGGAACGGCUCGAGUUUCCACGGCUGUAUCCGAAACCUGUACAUUAACGACCAGCUCCAGGACCUCACGCAGUUCCUGCUGCAGGAGGGGGUGGUGCCCGGCUGCCAGCCCUGCCAGCGGAGUGUGUGCGCUCAUGGACAGUGCCAUGCUACUGGACAGUCCUCCUUCAGCUGCGAGUGUGAGGCAGGAUGGACCGGCCCGCUUUGUGACCAGCAGAUCAACAACCCAUGUGACGGGAACAAGUGUAUCCACGGCUCCUGUCUGCCCAUAAACUCAUACUCGUACAGCUGUCGCUGUCAUCCAGGCUUUGCAGGUGUAUUAUGUGAUGAAGAGGAGCAGUUGAGUCCCUGUCAGUAUAUAGCGUGUAAACACGGGCGCUGUCGUGUGUCUGGGCUGGGGAAGGCCUACUGUGAGUGCAACAGCGGCUACACAGGGCCAAGCUGCGAUCGAGAGAUGGCGUGUCGGGGGGAACGGGUCCGAGAUCACUAUCAGACACAGCAGGGCUACGCAGCGUGCCAGAGCACAGAGAAGGUCUCCCGUCUAGAGUGUCGGGGCAGCUGCGGGGACGGGACCUCCUGCUGCGCCCCCCUCCGCAGCAAACGCAGGAAAUACACCUUCCAAUGCACAGACGGAUCCUCUUUUGUACAGGAGGUGGAAAAGAUCGUCAAGUGUGGCUGCACAAAAUGUCCAUCCUAAAAACGCAAAAGAAGAAAUACUUGCUCACAUCCCCCUCUUUUGAAGUCCCCUGUUUUGUUUGACCUUUUUUCGUCAGUGUUGGACUAAUGUUUUUUUCCUUCCAAGGAGAUAAUGGAUUACUGUAAGAUAAAGAACAAACCUAUUUUUUAUUAUGAAGCGGAGAAAAAAAAAGACAAAAAAUAGAUUUUAGAAUUUUUUUUUUUUUUCAUCAUAUUGGGUACUGUGACAUUUUUGAUUACUUUUUUCCUUGGCAAAAUCACCUCCGACCAGAAUGGAAAGCAAACACACCCUGUUGACACAGUUCACUUUUUCGUGUCUUACUUUGUGCCAUUCUUUUUUGUGGUUUUCUGGACUGUUAUAACUCAUUUCACCUGGACUUUGGAUGAAGGUGAGAUCUAGUAUCACUAUGGAGACUACGAGCGGAUUCGCUGAUAGUGGAGGUCUCCCCUCCUACUUCCUUACAGUCUACACACACACACACACACACACACACUAUCAUAGCUGCUCCUAUUCAUUCACACACACAAACACAACUUAGUCAUUAAGUGUACACACAUGAUCUCUUCCAGCAUGUACACACACAAACACACACACUCUUCCGAUUCACAUUAUAAACCUUGUGUAUUUAUUGUAUCAAAAAUACUGUCACAUUACUUAUACUCGGUAUAGCCCUUCAUUUCCCUGGAGUUGCAGUUGGAAUUUCUUAAUAUAUAUUAAUUUAUAUCCGUCCUUUUACCAAUUUAAAUCACUCAUAGCUUACUGAGUAGAAUAACUAACGUCGUGUCUCCUUCAUUUGGUUAGUUUGACCAAUGGGACUGUUGUAUUUACCAUUAAAAAAAUUAAUAAAUAGAAAAACAAGAAAAAAAAACAACAACUUAGUGGUGUUCUAAAUCUUCAAAUGUGAAGUGAAAACAUUGUAUAUUUUUGUCGAAUCUCCUAAAAAUUUGUAUGGUGACACAGAUGUGCUUUAUAUUAGAGUUUAAAUGUAUAGUUACAAUUUCCCCAUGUAUUCUGUAUAGAGCACAUGCCAUAGUUAAAAAAAAAUAAUAAUAAUAACGAAAUAACAGUAGCGUCCAUAGCUGUCAAUAAACCUCUUUUUAAAAUAUCCUCCUUGCAAAUCCUUUUUGAUGAUACAGAUAGAAAGAAAAACUGUGACUUUUUUUCUAAAUGAUACUACUUUGUUACCACUCUGUUUCCCCCCUGUUAACAUGUUGCUGCUAAAUUGGUAUUGUAGACUUUGGAUGAUGAUGCUGAUGUUUAUUGUAGAGGACGUUGCUCAUUCAUUGAGCAAAUUGUUUUACUGAUCAAUGAAUAAAGAUGUCCCCUCCCUCUA